Drosophila novamexicana is the source of this 1446-nucleotide messenger RNA. Its product is annotated as sex-determining region Y protein-like. The transcript is spliced from 2 exons. The record is from RefSeq and is a predicted model, not a curated record. Bases 1 to 1062 code for a protein of 353 amino acids. NCBI's taxonomy places the organism in Eukaryota, Metazoa, Arthropoda, Insecta, Diptera, Drosophilidae.
AUGACACAACAACAACCACAACAAUUGCUAUGUCGGGAACUUAAUGUGGCCAGCACCACCAACAUCAACAACACAGCAACAGCAACAACAACCACCACAUGCUCAUCGUCGGCAACCACCAUAACCACGCCCACAGGCACACCACCCUUGCCACCGUUGCCUAACACGUUUAUAGCCAUCAAAACGAAGUGCGACGCCGGCAACAGCAACAACAACAACAGCAACAACAGCAGCAACAGCCUCACUCUGCAAAGUGGCAACAAUAGUUUUAAAUCGAACAGCAACACAAAUAGAAGAUCGCCAAGUGGUCAGCAGCAACAGCAGCAACCGCCGCCGUUGCCAAUGAAAAACGUUGCCAAACAGCAACAACAACAACACGACAAUUCACAUUAUCAACAUCUCAGCUACAACAUGACACAUCUGCAACACUUUAACGCACGCCCCAACAACACACUCGAUCGCAAGCACAUGUCACAUCCACACACUGAAGCUAAUGCUGGCGGUGACUACUGUACGCAAAUAAAUCCGCACUAUCUGCAGACCUUCGAUAGUCUGGAUCCCGAUCAUUAUAGCGUGGCCAAUCUGCACGCACAUCCGCAUCGCAGCCAGUCAAAGUCGCAGAUCUAUAGCUAUGGCAGCAGCGGCACCGCCAGCGAUACAUCCAAUCAGCAGCAGCAGCAGCAUCCACAGUAUCACAGUAGCAGCAACAUAGCGCACAUUGAACACCACUACCAGCAACAUAGUCAUCCACACCAGCAACAGCUGCAGCAGCAGCAGCAACUGACACACCAUCACCAACAUCACAGUCUGAAGCACACGAAACACAGCAAGGGCCACAAGGGCAAACACAAUUCCAAGAACAGCAAAUCUCAAGAUGAUUUUAAGGCCAUACACAAGCAGCAGCAGCAGCAACAACAGCAGCAGCAAAAGUGCAGCAGCAACAGCAACAAACAGCAACACAGUAAACGCACUAGCAACAAUCAGUUGUUGCCACAGCAGCCGCAACAGCAACAGUAUUCUAGCUCCAGCGAUAGCUUGCCAUUUGAUAAUAACUAUUAUUAAAAAUGCAAACGCACACACAGCUACACACCCACACACAUACACACUCACGUAUUGCUGUCUUAGUUGUAGAAUGUUGUCGUUGCCCAAAACACAAACUCGUAUGCCUAAAACGCACACCAACAACCAACUCAAUGUGUCAACACACUUACACUCACACACACGCACACAUAUAUUAACACUUACACACACGCAUACCAACACUUUGAAUGGUAUUACAAUCGGGUUGUCACUGUCCGAUACAAUUUGCAACAUGGUGUAUACGCAACAUGCCAAAAACUUUGCAUACUUUUGUGCGCGACCAGCGACACUAAUAUUUCUAAUCGAUGCUGCUCUGCUAAUGGCAGCUGUUUGUGUUGUUGUUUUAUUGAACUUAUCGUAAAAAGC